CGUGCCGCCACCCGUUUCUUUCUCAUGAAGAAUCGAGGUUGUGAUAUAACUCAUCAAUAAAGCAGACGCACUUUAUAUUUUCAAGUGAUAAACUCGACGACAGACGCAUUUAUGUUCUCAUGUUGUUUGAUUCAGUGACAGCUGUAAAUGAUGGGCAGAGUAGGCGUAUCUCUCUCCCUUCGUGAAAAAUGCCCACUUAUCUGCAAUGAUCAUGAGCGACGGUAAUUUCGAGUCAGAGCGGUGGAGCUCGCUAUGAUCGAAGAAUUUUAUAAAUAAUCUUACGAACAUGUGUCCGGCACUCUUGGAGAACGAGGAGCGAUGUUUGGGUGGCAUGACUUUCUUCGCACAGAGUCACCCGGUGGAAGUGUGCGGUAGCAACGGUCUGCCACUCACUCCAAAUUCUAUAACAAUUUAUGGGAAGUCGCAAUUUUUGAAGACCAUUUACCAUCCGCAUCUUUCUCUUUAUCUCGAUAUAAUCAGAAGCAAGCAUGAGAGAAUAGUGGUCGUUGCGGAGUACAGCGGUGAUCCUUUGAAUACCAAGCAAGAUCUCAGCACAGAAGAGAUUGCCAAGAUAUCCUUUCAGUGUCUCUUAGGAUUGCAGCACAUGAACGAACUCGAUCUGGUGCAUAGACACUUGAGUCCAGAUAAUAUUUUGAUCAAGACAAACGGCGAUGUACAGCUUUACAAUUAUGGAUUGUACUAUAUGACAGACGGAGGGAAAAAUGUGUCUUUCCCAAUCGGUUCUCCAAAGUAUACGGCGCCAGAAGUAUUUUUGAAUCCUAGUUCAAGUGGCGUUAAGGUAGAUUCCUGGUCUCUGGGAAUGAUCGUAGCAGAGCAGUUGUUAGGACAGCCUAUUUGGCCUGGUGUCAAAUUGUCCCAAUGCUUGAGGAAAGUUCUGAGCUUAAUAUUGUGCGACACCAGCAUAUUCGAACGUCUUGCCAGAGAAAAUAAUUGUUUCCAAGCUUACGAAAAGCUAUCAAAGGAUCUGAGGGAAUUCGUCGAUUCCUGCCUGCAAAUACAUCCUACGAAGCGUAAAACUCCCGAAGAACUGUUAGAACUGUCGAUAUUCGCGGAGCAUUUAACGAGAAACGCCCAGGAGAGGGAAGAAAAUCUUUACAAAAAUAUAAUAGUUAGGAAAAUGGACGAGCUGUAUUACCUGUGGCAAUUGGCCGGCGGGGACAUUACUGUAGAUCUGAAGAAACAGGGUCUCAUCAGAUCGAGGCCGCCUAUUUUAUCCAUUCCCAACUUAGUCAUACUGCUGGGCCAAAUGUUCGGCCAGAGAGAUACCGCUAGUCUACUCGACGUAAGGGUCGUGAAGGUUCCUAUAGAGACCCUUCGCCAACGUCUGGCUCACAUUCCGUACAUAGCAAAUUAUCCUUGGUUGACGGACCAAAUGCGAGUUCAGGCGCAGGAAGACCUGACGAACGCCGCGUCCCAGUUGCCGUUGAUUAUACGGGAGCGCGACACCGAGUAUCAGUUUUACCGGUUGGUCCUGUACGACCGGCUCUUACAAGUGUAUCCGCUCACUCAGGAUGCGAUUAUCGAGGAGGCGCACAAGGACAUACCGCCGCCGGUGCGGGGCGCCGUGUGGGCUGCUUUGCUCGGUAUCACCGGCGACCUGCAGAAGCGUUACGACAUGAUCGACAAGGAAACGCCCACACACACCGACCGACAGAUAGAGGUGGAUAUACCGAGGUGUCAUCAAUACAGCGAGCUGCUGUCGUCCGGCGCCGGACACGAGCGACUGCAACGAUUACUCAAGGCUUGGGUCAGGAACAAUCCGCACUAUGUGUACUGGCAGGGACUCGAUUCGCUGACCGCGCCCUUCCUUUACCUGAAUUUUAACAACGAAGCUCGCGCGUUCGGGUGUCUCUCUGCUUUCAUACCGAAGUAUCUGCACAAGUUCUUCUUGAAAGACAACUCGGCGGUGAUACAGGAAUAUCUGGGGAAGUUCUCUCAGAUCAUAGCGUUCCACGAUCCCCAAUUGGCGAAUCAUCUGAAGUCCAUUAAUUUUGUACCGGAACUGUUCGCUAUACCGUGGUUCUUGACGAUGUUUUCACACGUGUUUCCACUGCACAAGAUAUUGCAUCUGUGGGAUAAGUUAUUGUUGGGAGACUCGUCGUUUCCUCUCUUGGUCGGACUGGCGAUACUGAAGCAGCUGCGAGACUCGCUGCUGAUGUCUGGUUUCAACGAGUGCAUCCUCUUGUUCUCCGAUCUGCCCGAGAUCGACAUAGAGCUGUGCGUUAAAGACUCCAUGACGAUGUAUCAGAACACACCGGCUAGCAUCACGUACAGAAAGCAUCAGUAUAACACGACAAAGGAUGCAAAUUGGACCGAGCCCGAGGUGGGGACCGAGAAAAUGCCACGGAUAAGCGUCGACGAUUUCCUAAAUCUCCACAACAACUCGCCGAGCAAGGUGAUAGUGGUCGACGUACGCAGUAAUAUACAGUUCGAAAGAGGUGCUAUUCUUAACAGUAUUAAUAUCCCGUUUACGAGUGUGCAACUUUCUCAGACUCACAUCGACACGCUCGGACCGCAUGCGAAGCCACUGACGGACAACAAGAGCAGCGUUGUCGUGAUUAUCGGACCGCACGAUCAAAAUAACGCGCUGUUUGCAGAUUUCCUGGUAAAAUGCGGUGUCGUGGGAGUCUGCUCUCUGCAAGGCGGCAUUAACGCGUUACGUUCCAAAGCUCCGAAUAUCAUAGUACCUGCGCGUUAGUUGAGAGAGUCACGAAUCUAAGAAUGACGUUACUGUACAUAAUGCUCUCAGACUUACUCCGUCGUUGAUAAAGUCCAAUCGAUAUUACGUGUGACACCUGUAAAACUUGUACAACAGGCUGUAAAAUUUUGCGAUAAAAUAAUUCAUGAGCGAA
Molecule: messenger RNA, 2873 nt
Organism: Dinoponera quadriceps
Lineage: Eukaryota; Metazoa; Arthropoda; Insecta; Hymenoptera; Formicidae
Product: TBC domain-containing protein kinase-like protein
Exons: 12
Coding region: 287-2719 (810 amino acids)
Biological process (GO): protein phosphorylation; activation of GTPase activity
Molecular function (GO): GTPase activator activity; ATP binding; protein kinase activity
Source: RefSeq, a predicted model, not a curated record